GACUGAUAUAGGACUUUCGUUGCAUACUAGAAAAUUCACAGCUGCGGAUCCUCGCAAGAACGGCGCCAGCUUCUCAAAUUCUGAGGCGUAUAAGGACGAGAGGGCAUCGAAACUCCAGCAACCCCGACCCUCGAGCUGUCCUCCAUGGCGAUCGCAUCCUCCAGUACAACCAGCUCGUCCAAUAUUUCUCACUCUAAGUAUGCGAAGCGUACGCGGGACCUCAUAGGUCUAAUAACCGAUCUUCGCGCUCUCGGAGCACAAGCUGAUUUUGACUUGCCCCGUAUCGCAGUCAUCGGAAAUCAAUCAGCGGGAAAGAGUUCGCUUGUGGAAGCUAUCAGCGGGGUGUCGUCUGACAUACCGCACUUCCUUUCGUGCAGCUGUCCCAUGGAAUGUAGACUAACUCACUCCGAUCAUCCUUGGCAGUGUCAAGUCCUUCUGCGUCGCGAGACAGAUGCCAACGGAAACAAGAUCCAAGCCCGCGAGGAGCCUUUCGGCCCGGUUCUCUACGAUAAGGAGGAACUCGAAGAGAUGCUUCGACGAGCACAGCUCGCCAUUCUCAACCCAAGCAUUCCGCCCGAGCGCUUUGUUGAUUUCGAUACAAAGUCGCUUGGCCCUGGCGAGAUCCCCCUCGAUUCGGAGCGUCAGCUGGGGUUUUCCGAUGAUGUCGUCUGUCUCGAUUUGUCGAGCCCGGAUGUUACUGAUCUCUCGUUCAUUGACCUCCCCGGGAUCAUCUCGAAUGUGGCGGAGGGCGAAGACCGUGGAAACAUAGACGCAGUCCGUAACAUGGUCUCGAAACAUAUACAAGGAAACACGCUCAUCUUGCUUACCAUCACAAUGCGAGACGAUAUCGACAACCAAGGCGCGGCUUAUUUGGCUCGUCUCGCGGACGAAGGAGGUCUUCGAACCAUCGGCGUACUCACCAAACCCGACCUUAUCCAGCACGGUGAGGAGGACGCAUGGCUCCGCGUUCUCGAAGGCUCCAGUCACCCACUAAAGCACGGAUACUUUGUCACCAAACAGCCAUCGCCGCAAGAGCUUGAAGAGAGAGUUCCUUUUGCUGAAGCUCGUCUUCGAGAGACGACAUUCUUUGAGCAAACGGCUCCUUGGUGCCACAAGUCCAAUCUCAGUGAGCGUUUCGGGACGCCGUACUUGACAAAAGCACUUAGCAAGCUCCUCGGCGGUGUUAUCAACUCUGCCCUGCCGACCCUCCGCUCGGAUCUCAAGGAAGCGCUGCUAGACGUGAAGUGCCGCAACGAGGCGUUGCCGCCACCGCCGCCCGAGAAUCCGGCCAGUGAGCUGCUGAAGCUCGUCACCGGUUUCUCGGACGACGUUGGCGCGCUGAUCAAGGGCACCGAAUCCUUCGAGCGGCUGAUACAGCAGUGUCGCCCUGCAUACAAGCGCUUCAAGAGGGACAUCUACGGAACUAAGCCGGACUAUUUACCAUUUACAACAAAUGAAGAUACCUCGGGCUUCACCAGCCCUGUUUUUGAGCCGGACGUGACAGAAGAAGACGACUCCGAUAGUGGCAUUGGGCAAUGCAGCGCCCACUCAAAGACCAUGAACCUCGACGCGGUGAAGAAGCACAUUGAAGGCUCUCUGACCCGAGAGCUCCCCCACAACGUUCCGUUUGCGGCCAAGGUUGCGCUGACCCAGCGCUGCUUCACGGAUUGGGACGAGCACUGCCAACGCUGCUUCAGCACCGUGCACGAGGCCGCGCUCGCUGAGCUGAAAGCGAUAGUUAAGGCGCACUUCGGGCAGUAUCGUGGCACGGCACUCAUGGACCACGUCGAUGCCAUGGUCGAAAACCAAGUCGAGCGGUGCCGCGUCAAGACCGCAGAGCGCAUCAGGUGGAUGCUCGCUUUAGAGAGCCCGCCGUUCACGAUGAACGAACACUACUUCUCCUCGUAUCGCGAGAAGUACUUGACGAGGUACAAGGACGCACGUAAGUCCACGCCACUGCCUGAGGACGCCAACAUACAUGAAGUCAUGAGCGCACUCGCACGGUUCGGCUUCAAUGGUCUCAAGGAAGAGGACCUCGGCCGCCUGUACGGCGCCGACUCACACGAGGAGGAGCUCAUUGUCAUGGCUGAGACCGCGGCGUACUUCCAUGUCGCCUACAAGCGGAUCAUCGACAAUGUCCCACGCGCCAUCGAUUACGACUUCCUCCGGGCGAUUGCGCGUGAGCUCCAGGGCGCGCUCAUCACGGGGCUCGGGCUCGGGGAGGAGAACGCGACGGAACGCGCGCGCGCGUACCUUGCCGAGGACGAGGGCGUCACCGCUCAGCGCGCGCAGCUCGAGCAAAAGCGCGUCCGUCUCGAAGCCGUCCAGCACAGGCUGUACAACUUCGGGCUCUAGUCGCUCUGUGGGCCAUCGCAGGCCUAUUCUUGGCGUGAUGUAGGGCGAUAGAUAUCUGCGUGUUGAACCUCCGCUGGAAGAUCAUCUUGUGCUUGUGCAUAGGUUUCAUGUUGUGUCUUUACUUAAUCUAUCUUU
Molecule: messenger RNA, 2490 nt
Organism: Phanerochaete carnosa HHB-10118-sp
Lineage: Eukaryota; Fungi; Basidiomycota; Agaricomycetes; Polyporales; Phanerochaetaceae
Exons: 13
Coding region: 145-2355 (736 amino acids)
Cellular component (GO): cytoplasm; membrane; microtubule
Molecular function (GO): GTPase activity; microtubule binding; GTP binding
Source: RefSeq, a predicted model, not a curated record